AUUGAAUAAUUCACUCAUUUGUGGGGCCACCGUAAACAUGCCCACAGCGGGGCGUGGCAGUCGCCAGUCGGUCACUAUCCGGCGUCGAGAGCGGUCGUGCCGCGUUUCACCCCGUGCGUACUCAAAGCCGUCAAGAUUUUCGACCGGCAAUACCACUCACCCUCCAAGGUGUUAAAGUUGGAGGACGACCCUUGGGGGUCAUGUGCCAUGUACUCCCCGGACAAGAUGAAGUCGGGCGGGGGGCUCAUGGGGCCCCCCGGCUGCUUCCCGGGCCGGUACAGCCCGACGUACCGAAGCCCGGAUCCGAGGCGCUGCGUGCCCAACCCUUCUAGCCGGAUACUGGAAGAUGCGUCACUGAUGUGUAACUCCUGGUCUCCGAGACACAAUGGUGACCUGUUUGGCGGUCUAAACGACGGGCUCCUAAGCCGCGCAGAGGCCCUCGCGGCGGUAGACAUCAGCAAACACCAGAGCGGACCUCAGCCCGGACCCCUGCCGCAGCUCAAACAUGACAUGGUGUACCACCAUGGGGUCGGCGGACCACCGCCGCAUAACGCUAGACCACAUCAGCAUUUCUUCUCACAGAUGGGCCACCACGGCAUGGAGAGUCUCGACAUGCUGGACCCGCUCAGCUCCUCAUCCAUGACCACCCUGGCCCCCAUGGGGGAGGUCGCGCCCCCUCACCACCAGCUGCACGGCUACGGGAUGAACCAUGUCAUGAACCAUCACCACCACGCAGGGUCCUUAGGGCACGCACCGCCAGCUCAUCUAGCUCACCCGUCAGCCGCUCUUCAUCCUGAUACAGACACAGAUCCAAGAGAGCUUGAAGCUUUUGCAGAGAGAUUCAAACAGAGAAGGAUUAAAUUGGGAGUAACUCAAGCAGACGUCGGGAAAGCACUGGCGAACCUGAAACUACCUGGUGUUGGAGCGCUCUCCCAAAGUACUAUCUGCCGCUUUGAAAGCCUUACUCUAAGUCAUAACAACAUGAUCGCUCUAAAACCGAUCUUACAAGCUUGGUUGGAAGAAGCAGAGGCCCAGGCGAAGAACAAAAGACGGGACCCCGAUGCGCCCAGCGUCCUACCUGCUGGCGAGAAGAAACGCAAACGCACAUCCAUAGCGGCACCAGAGAAAAGAAGCCUCGAAGCGUAUUUCGCUGUCCAACCACGCCCUUCCGGAGAGAAAAUAGCAGCGAUCGCGGAGAAACUUGACUUGAAGAAGAACGUGGUAAGGGUGUGGUUUUGCAAUCAGCGGCAGAAACAGAAGCGGAUGAAGUUCGCCGCGCAGCACUGACCGGGGGGAGGCGGCGCGGCGCUGCUCUACCCGGGUACCGGGUACGGGUACUAGCCGCCCGCGACACCUUACCCGGUCUCCCCCUGGGGUCGACCACUCGUAAGCAAUAAUCGUUUCGAUCUCAUUCCUUUGACACAUCUCAAUUCGUAGCGUAGCUCCUUUUGUAUUCUCAUAUUAUAUUUUUCGAGACACAGGGUAUAUAUUCGAUUAUAUACAUAUCAUUACAGUAACUAGAGGUCGCUUAACCGUAUCAUUUCUGCCGUUUUGAUGUUUUACCAACAUCUUGUACAUGAAAAAUUGAAAUUCAGGAUUUUAAAGAGAAUGUGCCUUGCAAAUAUCAAUAUUCUGUGUUUAAUGUUAAAGUAACUUGAACGCCGUGUGGCGUCGGCAGUAGCGCCGGCCACAGGCGGUAGCGGGGCGGGAGCGAUCCGCUCUUCGCUCGAGCCGUGUGUGGAUUGGACAAGUAAAAUGUGAGAAGAAGCCUUAUUAGAUGCGAUCAAAAGCACGAAUAAAAUUUAACAAAAUCGCAACAUGGUACCUAAGACAAAGUUUGUGUUUUAUUAACUAUUAGUAACACGAAGGAAAAGUUAAUGUUUUUAUUAGUAUAAAGUCUUCAUAUUACUUGUCUAAUUCGAUCAAUUCGUUAGUUCUGUUCUGAUACUAUAAUACUGUACAAAGUUUAAAUUAAGGGUAUACUUUCAAUUUUAGUUGUAGAUAGUAUCCAGUAGUUCAUGGUUUAACGAUCAUUUAAUAUUAAAAGCAUUUCACGAAAGGCACAAUUAAAUUAGCUUAAGAAGUUACUAGUGACAUUUAGCCAAAAUAGUUUUAAAAUUUCAUUUGUAAAUAACACAUUUCGAUCUAAUAGGCAUUUAGAAUAGUUAUAUAAUUCAAGUGAAUUAGUACAAUGCAGGAUUCGUGCUGUUCAUUUCAAGCAUGCCAAAAAUAAGUGUAUGAUAGUUUUGAGGCCAAAUCUCCAGACAUUUGAUGGAAGUUUUCUUUCUUAACAAAUUGUUAAGGCAGUAAUAACCUCUAGUCGCCUAAGAAUCAAAACAUGCCAAAACAAAUGCAAAUUUUGAUACGGCAAAAUACAAAUAUUAAUUGUAAGGAAGCCCUUUUUAUAGGCCUUUUUAAAAUCACACAUUUCAUCACACAAACAAAUGCCAUUACCGAACAGAACCCUAUGGAGGAACCUGGUCUUCAGAAGGAUAUGAUGUCACGAUCCUCAGUAUUGAGGGACUGACUGAAGAAGAAGACCGGGAUUCGAACCCAGAACCAUCAGCUUCGCAGACAGGGUCACUACCCACUUGGCUAGACAAAACGACAUUCUCAAAGAGUGACAAUUCGAAUGUAAGGAAUGUAAUAAUUGUAAGGAAGCCCUUUUUAUAGGCCUCUGGGUGGCUAAAUAUAAAAAUGUAAUGCAGUUAAUAUUAAAUUUUAUAUCAAUUGAAACUUGUGUUUUGGUCCUUUAAAUUUAACAGCUUAUGAGUGACUUUUGCUUGUCACCCGACGACAUGUUAUCCAGAAAAUGUUAUCUUAUGGUUUGGCGUUUGUCGUUUUGGCUAGGCAACUGUUAUUAGAGCGGUAAUAUGAAUUCAUUGUACAGUGAGAUGCGACAUAGCAUGGAGAAAUUUAUGAAUAAAUUCAAUGAUAAAGUCGCCAUGCACUUUUGCGGCUGAUGGUCCAUUUGUCCAAAAACUAUUUGGCACGAAAUAGCUCAAGCUUUUUCCAGUUCUGUGGCCAUGAGUAAGCCCAUUCAGAUUUAAAAAAAAGUUGUUUUAUAUUUUGAUGACGCGCAAAAUAAACAAAAAAGCUUUUAUUAGAAAUAAAUAUUGGAAAUCAAAAUAUAGGAAUUAUUAAGGAAGAAAAUUUCCAUCAAUUAUCUUUAAAGAUUAUAAGCAUGAAUCCAGUUCG
Cydia fagiglandana is the source of this 3198-nucleotide messenger RNA. RefSeq names its product inhibitory POU protein (gene acj6). Gene Ontology annotation, biological process: regulation of transcription by RNA polymerase II. The record is from RefSeq and is a predicted model, not a curated record. Gene Ontology annotation, molecular function: DNA-binding transcription factor activity, RNA polymerase II-specific; RNA polymerase II cis-regulatory region sequence-specific DNA binding. Lineage: Eukaryota; Metazoa; Arthropoda; Insecta; Lepidoptera; Tortricidae. Bases 208 to 1287 code for a protein of 359 amino acids. The transcript has 4 exons.